AUGGCAAUCAGCAAGAUGAAAUCAGCUAUCAUGCGAACCUACAACAUGAGGACAGCCUUCUUCAUAUUAUCCAUUCCAGUUUUUCUUCUUAUCAUUGUUUGUUACGCAUUAAUCGCGGACACCGUUGAUAAGCAGUUGGCGGAAACAUACACAUCUUCUUGUGUUCAGGGGGUAGUAGUCCACGCAGUCAAUAAACAACUCUCGUCGGAUACGCAAUUCGCCAUCAAAGCCUUCCAGAAACGCGUAAGGUCCACGAUACUUGCAGCAGUUGAUGUGGGUACUGAACACAUAUCAGAUUCCACAAAUUUUACCACGGGUCGUCUAGAAACCGAACUGUCAAAUGAAUACUUUACUAAUGAUUUAGACACCGCAGCAAGUAAGGUGUCUGGUCCACAACCGGUGCUACUGUUGACCUACAUGCGGAGUGGUUCCUCUGUGACGGGGGAGAUCCUACAGUACAGCAAGGGCACGUUCUAUGUCUUUGAACCACUGAGGGUCCUGUUUAACUACAUUAUAAAGAAUAAUCAUCCACUUAGAUUUGUAAAUGGGACCGUAUUGCGACCCGGAUCAUAUAAUUCCACAGACGUACUAAAGGAAGCACUGAAGGGUUGGUUUACUUGCAAUUUCAGCACCAUUUACCAGUUGUCAUUCAAAGACUAUGUUUUCCUUAACUUAAGCUCGAAAGCUCGCAAUUUUGUUUCGUGUUUGAAUACGGAUGGAGUUCAUAAAUCAGUACUCUUUGCAGACUGUUUAGAAAAGUUUGAGAAAAUUUGUCGCGAGUCUAAAUUUGUGGUUGUGAAGACGAUACGAACGUCAAUGAAAGUAGCCCAAGAGUUGAUGGAGUUUAUACCAAAUCUUAAGGUCAUCCACCUUGUGCGAGAUGCGCGUCAAACCGCCAUGUCUCAAGCAAGACGAGAAGGAUGUGGGCUUAAAGGAAUAGUGAAUUGUGCUAAAAGCUUGUGUAAAGUGGCAACGGAAGAUGAUGAGGUAAAAACAGCCAUGGAAAAAAGGCACAGAGUUUUGACGGUGAGAUAUGAAGAGGUCGCUACCAUGCCCGUAAAUGCAACGCGAGCCAUGUAUAAUUUCGUUGGGUUAGCUUUCACGAAGGAGGUUGAGUCGUACGUGACACGAAUAACAACGGGCGGUAACCACUCAGAGUGUGAAACGUGCAAAUUAAAAUGGCAAAUGGGCAAUUCAUCACAGAGUUCUGUGGUACACAUUGACACAUGGAAAAAAGAAAUGAGACCAUCCGUAAUAGUCAGUGUUCAGCUAUUGUGCGAAAAGUAUUUGACUAGAUAUGGGUAUAAGUUGUUCAAGUGAAACUAUUCUGAAAUUAAAUAAUAAUAUUGACAAUGCACUGAACGUAAGCGUCAGGUAAAAAGCCAGCCUGAUAUAUUAAUGCCAAAUAAGGACUAAUCCGCUCAUGUGGGCAAACACCCAAUCGCUUUUUUUCCAGUUGUUCUGAACCCUGAUCGUCCACUCACCACUCCAUAUCGUAUCCCGACUGCGCUGAAAUCUCUUUUUUAAGAGAUACAACCAGAUUAUUACAAAAUAAUAUACUAUCUAUUGUUAAAUCAAUUUUCGCUAAAAAUAAGUUGCCAUGAUACCCGGAAAUAUUCUUAUUAAAUGACAAAAUAAGAUUGUUAGACAGAAAGAAUAUAAUUUUUAUUUUUAGACCAACG
Molecule: messenger RNA, 1682 nt
Organism: Dreissena polymorpha
Lineage: Eukaryota; Metazoa; Mollusca; Bivalvia; Myida; Dreissenidae
Product: carbohydrate sulfotransferase 1-like
Exons: 4
Coding region: 1-1320 (439 amino acids)
Biological process (GO): N-acetylglucosamine metabolic process; sulfur compound metabolic process
Molecular function (GO): N-acetylglucosamine 6-O-sulfotransferase activity
Source: RefSeq, a predicted model, not a curated record